AUGGAUGCCAUAUGGGUGCCACCUUUGGGACUCAUUGAUUACUCGCCUCUACAACUAGGAGCGGCCCUACAGCCGCUCCCAAAGCAGCCGACUGAGGCGGUCCGGUGUGAUGUCAUUGACACUCCGGACCAACCUCCAGGUGGAGCUUUUGACCGCUUUCUUAAAUACCCGUGGUCCCAGGGCGAUUCUUUCCUCAGACUCUUACCCUCUGGACCACAGUCCUGUCGUUAUAGAGCUUCUUUUGGGCACUCUCUCUGUGCCAAUCGCUUUGUUGUCACUGCGCUCAACAGGUUAUGGGCCCUGCGCUCUAGCGACUUUGCUCUACAUCGUUUCAUCGACACUUUCUGGUCUCCCAUCUGCUGUGCCACUCCUUUCUGGCCACACCCCAUUGCUGCCACAUCUUCCCCAUUGCUUUCCCUGCCUUUCCCAUCGUCCCACAUCGCUUCCAACACCUUUCCCUCCUUGUGCCACUCGUGCCACACCAUGUCUGACCCCUCAUUCGCUCUCCCUUCUGUCUUCCCUCUCAAUAAUCGCAACUAUCCUUCCUGGUCUAAGGAGAUCAAGGCCUGGCUUCGUCUCAAAGGCCUGUGGCUUCUGGUCUCUGGUGAUGAGACAGCCCCUGUUGGCACGAAGGAGAAGCCUGCUGACCCAAGAGAAGUGGCAGAGUGGAAGAGGAAUGCUCAGAAGGCUGCUGGUGCACUCUUACUUUCGGUUGAGGACCAGUUCAGAGGCAUCUUGGAUGGCAUUGAGGACGACCCCAUUGCUAUUUGGACCAAACUGGAGGAGCAGUUCAACAAGAAGUCUGCUGGAUCGCGUUUCAACGCGAUGGAGGACCUCUUUUCGAUCAAGAAGCGCAACGAUGAGUCCCUCCAGUCCCUCAUUCAUCGUGUCGACGAGUCUAUGCGCGUCUUGAAGAACCUCCGCGACUGGCUUCGAUCUCAAGAAGCAGGACGAGGAGCUCACUUGCAUGGCCCUCUUGUGGUCUCUUCCCUCCGACUCGAGGACGCGUUCAGGCGCGAGGAUUUGAAUCGUGCACGUCGUUCGGAUCCCACAGACUCUGCACAGGCCCUUGUGGCAUCCUUUCCUUCGUCCUCCACCUCUUCCUCCACCUCCUACAGACGUUCUAGGCCACCCAGGAAGCAGUACAAGUGCGACUUCUGUGGUGCCACUGGCCAUACUGAUGACAGGUGCUUCAAGAGGAUCAAUGAGGAGCUGAAGAAGUUCAAGCCACAGCAGGCCCACUCGGUUCAGGCCCCUGAAGCCUCUGGUCCCAUGCAGUUUGCAGGCAAUGCAAGUUUUCGUUCCCCUGCUCCAUCCCCUUCAUCCACAGUCCCCUCACUCGUCACUGACCUCGAUUGGAAUGCGGACACAGGUGCGACCUCUCAUAUGACGCCCCAUCGCCACUGGCUUCGCAACUAUCGUCCAUUCGUGGUCCCCAUUCGUCUUGCAGACUCGUCUGUCAUCUAUUCUGCUGGUGUUGGGACUGUGGUGUUCAAUCCAGUCGUUGGAGGCAAGAGGGCGCAGUCUGUGGAGUUCUCAAACGUCCUGCAUGUCCCUGAUCUCGGUUGUAAUCUCCUGUCUGUGCUGUAUUUGACUCAGCACAAGCACUUCUCUGUGCUAAUAGAAGGAUCUUCGAUGCAUUUCUCCCGGGACGGUGCAGUGUGGUUCAUGGCGGUCGUUCCUGAUGGUUCCAACAACGCUUAUCUUCAAGGGACCACCUCCACCGUUGUUUUGCAGUCUGCUGGUGCCACUUCUACUCUCCCUCUUGACUUAUCCCUGUGGCAUCGUCGUCUCUGCCACCACCACCAUGCUGGAGUGCAGAGGAUGGUGAAGGAACGUCUCGUUACUGGUCUACAGCUCGAUUCGGACGUGCAGCCUGACCCUGUGUGCGAACCCUGUCUCUCUGGCAAGAUGCACGCUCACCCCUUCCCCUCCACUGGCUCUGUGACCUCCAAACUGCUUGAACUCGUCCACUCUGAUCUCCACGGUCCUCUCCCUGUUGCAACUCACUCUGGAAUGCGCUACUGGAUCACCUUCAUUGAUGAGUUCACUAAGCUCAAGGUGGUCUAUGUCCUGCGCUUGAAGAGCGACGCGUUUGAGGCUUUCAAGCGCUACAAGGCGUACGUGGAAAACCUGACUGGAGAGCGCAUUUUGACUCUGCAGGAUGACAAGGGAGGAGAGUACAUGUCCAAUGCCUGGGACAUGUUUUGUUUGGAGCAUAGGAUCGCUAGGAGGCACACAGCGCGCAAUCGGCCAUAG
Molecule: messenger RNA, 2259 nt
Organism: Heterobasidion irregulare TC 32-1
Lineage: Eukaryota; Fungi; Basidiomycota; Agaricomycetes; Russulales; Bondarzewiaceae
Exons: 5
Coding region: 1-2259 (752 amino acids)
Biological process (GO): DNA integration
Molecular function (GO): nucleic acid binding
Source: RefSeq, a predicted model, not a curated record